UGCAACGGCGCCAUGCAUGAGAUCGUUCCGAGCAAAGGACUUUCGUUGGCGAGAGUACUGGGAGCCAGAAGAAGUUUUGGUUUCAUGGCAGCACCUCCUGAAGGGAGCAUCGCAGGUUCCAGUACGAAGAGGAAAGAUCUGGACGAUGAUUACAACCGUCGUGUAGAGGAGGCCAAUCUAGCUGUGGACGAAGAGUAUGACAAUUUACAGAGGGAGGAGAUGAGGAAAAUUGAUGCCUUGAAAAGGGCAAAACUGAAGGAACUGAAAAUAAAGCGAGAGGCGAGGCGUGCGGAAAUGCUGUGUGAAGUGAAAAAAAUAUAUGACAUGGAUGUUGAGAAAUUAAAUUCAGCUGAGGGUAGUGAUGGGGAUGUGGGUGGUGACUGCAGAGAGCCUACUGAAAAAGGCAAUCAAAACUCAGAGGAGGAAGCUGGAGGGCUUUGCGAUGACAUUGAUAUGACAGAAGCGUCCUGUCGUGAAGGGAGAGUCAUGGUACAACCCAAAAAUGGAAACAAAUCUGACGCAAGCACUGAAGACAAUGGGACAAGUUGGGAAGAGAUGUUGACAGACUGGACAUCAAAUUCAGAAACACCAACCGAUGAAGCUAUAUGUGGAACGAUUGGUGAGAUAAAAUCGCCUGGCAAUUUCCCUCCAGCUAGCUCUGUUUUGUCUGAAAAAAUGACACCGUCCCAAGGCAGAGGAUCUUAGGGGCAUAAUCCAUUCCUAGGUCCUGUAAUAUAUGAUGACACACCUAUGAGGUUGGUUGAGCGCACUCAUUCUACAGUGAAUAAUAAAGGAGGCGCAGGGGAGUCGUGGGUGGGAGAUGUUGGGCCGAGAUUCGAUAGCUGUGGCAGUGGGAUGCAAAUAGAUUUGCUCACAGAUGUUCCACAACCCAAAAACAUAGAUGGAUGCUUCCCUCGAAAUCUAGAACCUUUUUUCGAUGGCUGUGACGAUAUAAUUGAUGUUGUCAUGACAGAAAAAGGU
This is a messenger RNA of Brachypodium distachyon (stiff brome), 981 nucleotides long. RefSeq lists its product as uncharacterized. The transcript has 7 exons. The coding region runs from base 13 to 705 and encodes 230 amino acids. The record is from RefSeq and is a predicted model, not a curated record. NCBI's taxonomy places the organism in Eukaryota, Viridiplantae, Streptophyta, Magnoliopsida, Poales, Poaceae.